GUGCGUUAAACGUGAGUCUCUGCCGGCGACCCGCAGACGGUCUGAUCUCCUACGGCGCCCCGGAGGGCCAGUUCAUGAUGCCCCCCGGGUUCCCCAACGUCAGCCUCAACGACUCCACCUACGACGGAGCCCACGAGAGGAGGAGGCUGUCCGGCGGGCUGGGCCAGCUGACGGACGGCGUGGUCGGCCAGGACGACUUCUUGCUGACGCGGCAGUACCACGUGUGGCCGGGCUACGACUACCUGGGCUGGAGGAACGACUCGCUGGGCGGCCCGGGACACGUGGAGAUGGACUUCCUGUUCGACAGGGCAAGGAACUUCACCUCCAUGAAGGUUCACAGUAACAACAUGUUCUCCCGCGGAGUGAAGAUCUUCUCCUCCGUGUCCUGCUGGUUUAAGCCCCGCCCCGUCGCCGACUGGGAGGCGGAGCCUGUGGCGUUUAAGACGGUGCUGGAUGACAGGAACCCCAGCGCCCGCUACGUCACCGUGCCGCUGGAGCGCCGCGCCGCCAAAUCCAUCCGCUGCCGCUUCCACUUCGCUGACUUCUGGAUGAUGUUCAGUGAGAUCUCCUUUCAGUCAGAGGACACCGUCCUCCCCACCCUGAUGACUCUGAGCUCCACCUCCUCUCCCGCUAGCAGAGGGAGCGCCGUGACAACCACACCUGUGCCAGGUGUGACCUCUGACCUUUCCACCGCAUCCACAAACGCGGCCGGCCCCUCGGCCAGCGGGGCCCCCGACUACAGCAACACGCCCGUCCUGAUUGGCUGCCUGGUGACCAUCAUCCUGCUGCUCGUCAUCGUCAUCGUCUUCAUCCUGUGGUGCCAAUACGUCUGCAAGGUGCUGGAGAAGGCUCCCCGUCGGAUACUCAACGAGGAGGUGACGGUGCGGCUCUCCUCCUGCAGCGACACCAUCAUCCUCCAGACCCCCCCUGUGCCCCCCCGCUCCGGCCACGCCCCCUCAGACCCCGCCCACACCGACCCCCACUACGAGAGGGUGUUCUUGCUGGACCCGCAGUACCAGAACCCGGCGGCGCUGAGGAGCAAACUGCCGGAGCUGUCUCAGAGCGCCGAGGCCUCCGCUCUCCUCCUCGGUAACCCUAUCUACGACUACCUCCUACUGACGUGUCACAUGACAUCUGGCUGGCUGCGCGCGUGUGGAGGAGGCUACGCCGAGCCCGACGUCACCCAGUGCACGCCCCACCAGUGUUUCCAUAGCAACGCCCCGCACUAUGCCGAGACCGACAUCGUGCGCCUGCAGGGCGUGACCGGCAGCAACAUGUACGCCGUGCCCGCCCUCACCGUCGACUCGCUCACUAGGAAGGACAUCUCCGCCGCCGAGUUCCCGCGCCAGCAGCUGAUCUUCCGGGAGAAGCUGGGGGAGGGUCAGUUCGGAGAGGUCCACCUGUGCGAGGCCGAGGGACUCCCAGAAUUCCUUGGGGAGGGCUCUCCUCUCCCCGAGGGGGACGGGCACUCGGUGCUGGUGGCCGUCAAACAGCUGAGGGCCGAUGCCACCAGCCAAGCCAGGAACGACUUCCUGAAGGAAAUAAAGAUCAUGUCCCGUCUGAACGACCCCAACAUCAUCCGGCUGCUGUGCGUGUGCGUGUCGUCCGACCCGCUGUGCAUGGUGACGGAGUACAUGGAGAAUGGAGACCUCAACAUGUUCCUGUCGCAGCGCGAGAUCGAGAGCACGUUGACGCACGCCAACAACAUCCCCUCAGUCAGCCUGUCCGACCUCCUCCACAUGUCGGUGCAGAUAUCAUCAGGGAUGAGGUACCUGGCGUCCCUCAACUUCGUGCACCGCGACCUGGCCACCAGGAACUGCCUCCUGGACCGCCGCCUCACCAUCAAGAUCGCCGACUUCGGGAUGAGCCGGAACCUGUACAGCAGCGACUACUACCGCAUCCAGGGCCGGGCGGUGCUCCCCAUACGCUGGAUGGCCUGGGAGAGCAUCCUGCUGGGUAAGUUCACCACGGCCAGCGACGUGUGGGCGUUCGGCGUCACGCUGUGGGAGAUCUUCACUCUGUGCAAGGAGCAGCCCUACAGCCUGCUGUCUGACGAGCAGGUCAUAGAGAACACUGGCGAGUUCUUCAGGAACCAGGGCCGACAGAUCUUCCUCUACGGCCCUCCGCUCUGCCCGCCGUCCCUCUUCGAGCUGAUGAUGCGUUGUUGGAGUCGCGACAUACCAGAUCGACCCAGUUUCGAGGGACUCUACCAGGCCCUGAAGCCCCACGUCAACCAGUGAGCUCGGGCUGCUGGGAUGAACUUGGACUUGUGUGGGACGAGAGACACGAGAGGACUGAGGCCUGGAAUCAGGUUAGGAAAAGAUCGCGUUCAGAGGGAAAGAAGAAACUGGAAGAACUGUGGUCAGAAGGUGGGUUUGUUUGGUGGUAACAGCAGGAAUCUGUCCUGAGGGACCACAAGGAGGAACUCCAAAGACCUCCGAGAUUUCUAUCGUUUCACAGUCUGCUCCGUGUCUUUAAAUCCCCUUUGACCAAAACCUGUUGUCAGACAUUUCUAAGAUAUGUUUUUAUUAUGUUGCCUUGGUGCUGAAGGUACCAUAAGCUCUAUAUUCUUCUUCUCUUGGCUUUUAAAGAUGCCAAAAACUGGACGGACUCUUCAGUCUUGUUAGCGUCCCCGUGUCCCUGUGGUGUUUUUGUUAUUGUAAAGCACUGUCCUUGUAUCUCAGUUAUUCAUGUUCAUAUAUUAACCCACACUGGAGCUAGGGAUAGGCCAUAGUGUAGUUUUUGUGUCGCUUUGAUUGGUUUUUAUUUACAUUGUUUUACAGUAAUUUACUGUUGGUCUCUCUCUUGUGGAUGUGAACGUUUUACCUGAAUCUCAGUCAGAGGGUAAUUAAGAGGAGCUGUCACUCAAACCAAAUAACAAACAGUUGUGUUGUACCUAUUUUGUUGGCAAAGAGAAAUAAAGAGUGUUGAACGAUGAUAUGAUCAUAUAACAUUAGUAAAACUCAAUAUAGCGUCAACGUUGGCCAGUUUGUGCCUUACAUCUGUAGCUUGCCACAUCUGUCCUGUACGUAUCACGCCUCUUCUUUUUGCGUAUUAGUGGCGCGUGUGGUGUAAAUGGGGCGAUUCCAGUGUCAAAGCAGUAAAAUGUAUGUAGUAGUGAGUAAUGAUGGCGCUCUCAUUCCCUCCUUCCCUUUAUUACAUAAUGAUGCAGGUUGGACUCAAAGGAAACAAACAUCUGUUGCUCCCAAUACGACUGGCGGCAUGAAUCCUCGUGCCACUUUGAGAGAAAGUUGGGACCCUUUAGUGAACCUUCUUCUACCCGCCGAAGGUAUAAAGUCAAUGUUUAAUUAACAGCAUUAAAUCAUUAAUAUAUUGAUUCAAAAAUGUUUUCCCUCGAACAUAAACAAAAUGAGAUUGACUUUGAGAGCUUCUAUUCAACAGGAACAUGGCAAAUAUGUCAAAUGAUAAUGCACAUUACGUUAUGUGCCAUUCGUUUGAUGUUUUAGUUGCGUAUUAGUGGGUAUUACGCGUGUGCCGUAUUUGAAACAAAUUGUUGUAAAAUGGUGCAAAUCAACGUGAGCUUCAUGUGAAAGAGCAAAUAUGUUGAGUUAAGUGCAUCCUCCAGUGUUUCCGUGUGUGUGUGUGUGUGUGUUUGAACACUGGGAGCGAUGGGAUCAAAGUGGUUAAUUAUAUUAUUAAAUGAGGAGGGACUUUGAAAGGGACUUUUUUUAAGCAAUAAGACAGAAAGUAAGGAAACCACUAAACUCAAUCUCCCAGAGUCCUUUGCUACAGCGAGCCUACCUUUUUGUUCUGGUUCCAUUAGAGAGAGAGACGUCUGUUAGUUCGAUAGUGUAAUGCAUAAGUGAUCAGAAAGCAGUGUGAUGAGUAUUGACAGUUGAUCAUCCAUCAUUUCUCGUUGUUUCUCUGAUGACUUCUGGGACGAGGGUCCAGGAGCCGUUCUAAUGUGUCCUGCUUCAGACUGUACAUGGGCUCGUAGCUGUGUAUAUUAAUAUAUUGGGAGUUGGAACCUUGGUGUUUCUCACUCUGUAGCCUCUCAUGUUGGUUUUCUCCUUAAUAAACAUUUUGUCAAACAGCA
Gasterosteus aculeatus aculeatus (three-spined stickleback) is the source of this 4057-nucleotide messenger RNA. NCBI's taxonomy places the organism in Eukaryota, Metazoa, Chordata, Actinopteri, Perciformes, Gasterosteidae. The record is from RefSeq and is a predicted model, not a curated record.